AUGAAUAUCACAAUUUUAUUACGACAUUCUGGAAUUUGGGUAAGCGAUGUUAAUUACGAAGGUUACAAGGUUGAUGGAAUUGUUGUUGGAGAAUCAAUUUCAUUUAUGAAUCUGAAAGCGUUGAUUUUAGCAGAGUUGGAGAUCGACGGUGUUAGAAAAGAUAUUGAAAUUCGAUACAUCAUAGACGGAAACACAUGUCCAUUGAAAAUCAGGAACGACAUGGGUGUGAAACUUUAUUUGGAAGUAAGAAGAAAUGAGCCUGGAAUCGGCAUGUAUCCGUUAUGUAUUGAUACAACUGAGAAAAUGGUUGGGGAGAUACAUAACUUUAAUUGUUCAUCCGGUGAAAUCAUAUGUGUGGAAGGUACAGAAAGAGAUACUGAAGCUCUUGCUCUGGUCGAAUUGAGAAUUUGUGAUUUAGAUUAUAUUCCAGAAUUGAAUGCUACAAAUUACAUAACUGAUUCCAAUAGUACUGAUGUGAAGAUAUGCCAGUUGUAUAAGGAUAAAGGAACACUCAUCGCUGUAAUGGCGAAAUAUAAAAUAAAGAACAACUUCAAUUUCAGAGUGAAAAGAUCGGAUAAAAAAAGCUAUGUGUUAGUUUGCUUCAGUGAUGAAUGUGGGUGGACUUUAAGGUCUUCGUGCAGAAAGAAAUCUGAUGUAUUCAAAGUGAGGUACUUUAAAAAUGAACAUAUGUGUUCGAUGCGGGAUAGGAUACUUACGAAAGUACAAGCAACAGUUGGAUUUAUUAGUGGUGUGACUGCCCCCAAGUUGUUUAAUCAUAAACGAAUUCAUACGCCGCAAGAUGUAAUUGAAGAUAUUCGAGCAGUAUAUGGGGUUGAAAUAUCAUACCAGCAAGCAUGGCGUGCAAAGGAACGUGCACUGAAAAUGCUAAAGGGUAAACCAUCAGAAGGAUAUAAGCAGAUGCCAAGAUACAUAUGGAUGCUAAAUAAUGUGUAUCCAAAUUCAUAUAUAAGGAUGCAAAAGAUGGAAAAUAAUCAAUUUAUGUAUCUUUUCAUAGCACUACGGCCAUUGAUAAGAGGGUUUAACUAUUGCAGACCAGUAGUUGUAGUGGAUGCUGCACAUUUUGGCGGGGAUUACAAAGGUACUUUUGUAUCAGCGAGCACACUCGAUGGUGCAGGUUUCAUAUUACCGUUGGCAUAUGGUGUUGUAGACACUGAAAAUGACUGUUCGUGGACAUGGUUCUUCGAACAAUUCAAAAAUGUAUUUGGCGAGCGUGAAAACAUGUGUAUUGUAUCAGAUAGAAAUGAAAGUAUUAUGAAAAGUGCAUACAGAAAGGAAGAUUUUGAUAAAUUAAUGGCUAAGGUGGUGAAAGUUGAUCAUAGGGUGAAGGAUUACCUUGAGGAUGCUGGGUAUGAGAAGUGGUCAAGAGUUCAUUCAAUAGUAAACAGAGGUAGAAUGAUGACUUCGAACAUCGCAGAGUGUAUCAAUGGUUGCCUUGUUGAUGCACGUCGGUUAACUAUAAUAGACUUCUUGGAGGAAGCUAGACUUCUAUUUGGUAGUUGGAACUAUAAAAAUAGAGAAAUAGCGUCAUAUACAAAAGACACAUUGGGCCAAAGAUUUGAGGAGGUAUUGAUUGUAAACGCAUCUAAAAGUUUAAACAAGAAGGUUGUCCCAUCGUCUGAAUAUAUUUUUUCAGUUUAUCAAGCCGGAAGAAGAUACAUUGUAUGCCUUGAGCGGAAAAUAUGUACGUGUGGAAGAUUUCAAUAUGAUGAGAUACCUUGCGAACACGCAAUUGCAGUUUUGAAGCACAAGAAUGUUACAGAUAUGCAUCCAUAUUGCUCUGAUUACUACAAGUCGGAUGCAUUAGAAAAAACCUACGAGGUUGCAAUGGUUCCAAUGCCAGAUAAGGAGGAUUGGACCGUUCAAGACUAUGUUUUAGAUGAAAUUGUCUUGCCACCUAGGUACAGAAGGUUGGCUGGACGACCAAGGAAUCGAAGAAAGAAAAACGCGGAUGAGAAGAUAACAGUGAACAAGAAUUCUUGUGGGCGAUGUCGACAAGAAGGUCACAACAAGAGGACUUGUACUUUCUUCCCGAAAGAGAAUUGA
Messenger RNA from Solanum verrucosum, 2064 nucleotides. RefSeq lists its product as uncharacterized. NCBI's taxonomy places the organism in Eukaryota, Viridiplantae, Streptophyta, Magnoliopsida, Solanales, Solanaceae. The record is from RefSeq and is a predicted model, not a curated record. Gene Ontology annotation, molecular function: zinc ion binding. The transcript is spliced from 5 exons. The coding region runs from base 1 to 2064 and encodes 687 amino acids.